UGUGACGGAGUCUUGCGUGCGCAGGGGGUUUAUGGGUACCCGAUUGAGAUCCAAGCUCUCUUCUUCAUGGCUCUACGAUCAGCAAUGUCGAUGCUAAAGCACGACACUGAAGGGAAAGAGUUCAUGGAGAGGAUAUCUAAGCGGCUACACGCGCUCAGCUUCCACAUGAGAAGCUAUUUCUGGCUGGAUUUUCAGCAGCUCAACGACAUUUACCGUUACAAGACGGAGGAGUACUCACACACGGCGGUCAACAAGUUCAACGUCAUCCCUGACUCGAUCCCUGAGUGGGUGUUCGACUUUAUGCCUCUCCGUGGCGGCUACUUCAUAGGAAACGUCAGUCCAGCUCGUAUGGACUUCAGGUGGUUUGCCCUUGGUAACUGUGUAGCGAUACUUGCUUCAUUAGCCACGCCUGAGCAGUCGGCGGCCAUCAUGGACUUGAUCGAGGAACGGUGGGAAGAGCUGGUCGGAGAGAUGCCGGUUAAGAUUUGUCAUCCGGCUAUUGAGAGUCAUGAGUGGAGGAUCGUUACUGGUUGUGACCCUAAGAAUACUCGGUGGAGUUAUCAUAACGGAGGUUCUUGGCCAGGUGAUUUUUUUUUCUUCUUUUCUUUCUUGAAAUUAUUCUCUUUUAGAUUAUGAUGAAAGUUUAGAUAUUUACAUCUUUUUACUUUGUGAAAGUCAAGAUUUAGUAGGUAUCUAUAUUAGCGUUGAUUU
This is a messenger RNA of Brassica napus (rape), 711 nucleotides long. Its product is annotated as probable alkaline/neutral invertase D. The record is from RefSeq and is a predicted model, not a curated record. The annotation marks the transcript as partial. The transcript has a single exon. Gene Ontology annotation, biological process: sucrose catabolic process. Gene Ontology annotation, molecular function: sucrose alpha-glucosidase activity; endo-alpha-N-acetylgalactosaminidase activity. NCBI's taxonomy places the organism in Eukaryota, Viridiplantae, Streptophyta, Magnoliopsida, Brassicales, Brassicaceae.